UUCAAAAUCUAUCGUAAGAAUUUUGCGCAAACCUACAGAAAUAGGAUACUUUGAGUUUUUUACUUCUUAGAAUUCUAUUUUUAUUAACAAACUUUACGUAGUUAAGCAAAACAAAUACAAAGUUUUUGUUCUAGAAUAGGUUCGUUAAGGUAAAGAGUGGGGGAACCGAAGCUAUAUAACCGAGGAAGUUUGGCAUUUUUAGAACAAAAUCGAUUAAAGUUUUGAAGCAAUAAAAAAUAAGAGAGUAGAUAUUAAAGUGUAUUGUGAAAAAUAGCAGAAGAGAAUGCAGAUCUUUGUGAAAACCUUGACUGGUAAAACCAUCACCUUGGAAGUAGAGCCUUCCGACACCAUUGAAAAUGUGAAAGCCAAGAUCCAAGACAAGGAAGGUAUCCCACCAGAUCAACAGAGAUUGAUCUUCGCUGGUAAACAACUUGAAGAUGGUAGAACUCUAUCUGACUACAACAUCCAGAAGGAAUCUACCCUUCAUUUGGUCCUUAGAUUGAGAGGAGGCAUGCAGAUCUUUGUCAAAACCUUGACUGGCAAGACCAUCACCUUGGAAGUAGAACCUUCCGACACCAUUGAAAAUGUUAAAGCCAAGAUCCAAGACAAGGAAGGUAUCCCACCAGAUCAACAGAGAUUGAUCUUCGCUGGUAAACAACUUGAAGAUGGUAGAACUCUAUCUGACUACAACAUCCAGAAGGAAUCUACCCUUCAUUUGGUCCUUAGAUUGAGAGGAGGCAUGCAGAUCUUUGUCAAAACCUUGACUGGCAAGACCAUCACCUUGGAAGUAGAACCUUCUGACACCAUUGAAAAUGUUAAAGCCAAGAUCCAAGACAAGGAAGGUAUCCCACCAGAUCAACAGAGAUUGAUCUUCGCUGGUAAACAACUUGAAGAUGGUAGAACUCUAUCUGACUACAACAUCCAGAAGGAAUCUACCCUUCAUUUGGUCCUUAGAUUGAGAGGAGGCAUGCAGAUCUUUGUCAAAACCUUGACUGGCAAGACCAUCACCUUGGAAGUAGAACCUUCUGACACCAUUGAAAAUGUGAAAGCCAAGAUCCAAGACAAGGAAGGUAUCCCACCAGAUCAACAGAGAUUGAUCUUCGCUGGUAAACAACUUGAAGAUGGUAGAACUCUAUCUGACUACAACAUCCAGAAGGAAUCUACCCUUCAUUUGGUCCUUAGAUUGAGAGGAGGCAUGCAGAUCUUUGUCAAAACCUUGACAGGCAAGACCAUCACCCUGGAAGUUGAGCCAUCCGAUACUAUUGAAAAUGUUAAAACUAAGAUCCAGGAUAAAGAGGGCAUCCCACCAGAUCAGCAAAGAUUGAUCUUCGCCGGAAAACAAUUGGAAGAUGGAAGAACUUUGUCUGACUAUAACAUCCAGAAAGAGUCUACUCUUCACUUGGUACUUAGAUUGAGAGGAGGUAUGCAGAUCUUCGUUAAGACACUGACUGGAAAGACCAUCACUUUGGAAGUUGAACCAUCUGAUACCAUUGAAAACGUGAAAGCUAAAAUCCAAGAUAAAGAAGGUAUCCCACCAGACCAGCAAAGAUUGAUUUUUGCAGGAAAACAGCUAGAAGAUGGUAGAACCUUGUCUGACUAUAACAUUCAGAAAGAGUCCACUCUUCACUUGGUACUGAGAUUGAGAGGAGGUAUGCAGAUCUUCGUCAAGACACUAACUGGAAAGACCAUCACUUUGGAAGUUGAACCAUCUGAUACCAUUGAGAAUGUCAAAGCUAAGAUCCAAGAUAAGGAAGGUAUCCCACCAGAUCAGCAAAGAUUGAUUUUUGCAGGUAAACAGCUAGAAGAUGGUAGAACUUUGUCUGAUUAUAACAUCCAGAAAGAGUCCACUCUUCACUUGGUACUUAGAUUGAGAGGAGGUAUGCAGAUUUUCGUCAAGACAUUGACUGGUAAAACCAUCACAUUAGAAGUUGAACCAUCUGAUACUAUUGAGAAUGUGAAAGCUAAGAUUCAAGAUAAGGAAGGUAUCCCACCAGACCAGCAAAGAUUGAUCUUUGCAGGAAAACAGCUAGAAGAUGGUAGAACCUUGUCUGAUUAUAACAUCCAGAAAGAGUCCACUCUUCACUUGGUACUGAGAUUGAGAGGAGGUAUGCAGAUCUUCGUCAAGACACUAACUGGAAAGACCAUCACUUUGGAAGUUGAACCAUCUGAUACCAUUGAGAAUGUCAAAGCUAAAAUCCAAGAUAAAGAAGGUAUCCCACCAGACCAGCAAAGAUUGAUUUUUGCAGGGAAACAGCUAGAAGAUGGUAGAACCUUGUCUGACUAUAACAUCCAGAAAGAGUCCACUCUUCACUUGGUACUGAGAUUGAGAGGAGGUAUGCAGAUCUUCGUCAAGACACUAACUGGAAAGACUAUCACUUUGGAAGUAGAACCAUCUGAUACUAUUGAGAAUGUGAAAGCUAAGAUCCAAGAUAAGGAAGGUAUCCCACCAGACCAGCAAAGAUUGAUCUUUGCAGGGAAACAGCUAGAAGAUGGUAGAACCUUGUCUGACUAUAACAUCCAGAAAGAGUCCACUCUUCACUUGGUACUUCGAUUGAGAGGAGGUAUGCAGAUCUUCGUCAAGACACUAACUGGAAAGACUAUCACUUUGGAAGUAGAACCAUCUGAUACCAUUGAGAAUGUGAAAGCCAAGAUCCAAGAUAAGGAAGGUAUCCCACCAGAUCAGCAAAGAUUGAUCUUUGCAGGUAAACAAUUGGAAGAUGGAAGAACCUUAUCUGAUUAUAACAUCCAGAAAGAGUCCACUCUUCAUUUGGUACUUAGAUUGAGAGGAGGUAUGCAGAUCUUCGUCAAGACACUAACUGGAAAGACAAUCACUUUGGAAGUAGAACCAUCUGAUACCAUUGAGAAUGUGAAAGCCAAGAUCCAAGAUAAGGAAGGUAUCCCACCAGAUCAGCAAAGAUUGAUCUUUGCAGGAAAACAGCUAGAAGAUGGUAGAACUUUGUCUGAUUAUAACAUCCAGAAAGAGUCUACUCUUCACUUGGUACUAAGAUUGAGAGGAGGUAUGCAGAUUUUUGUCAAAACAUUGACUGGUAAAACUAUCACAUUAGAAGUUGAACCAUCUGAUACUAUUGAGAAUGUGAAAGCUAAGAUCCAAGAUAAGGAAGGUAUCCCACCAGACCAGCAAAGAUUGAUAUUUGCAGGAAAACAGCUUGAAGAUGGUAGAACCUUGUCUGACUAUAACAUCCAGAAAGAGUCCACUCUUCACUUGGUACUGAGGUUGAGAGGAGGUAUGCAGAUCUUCGUCAAGACACUAACUGGAAAGACCAUCACCUUAGAAGUAGAACCUUCAGAUACCAUUGAGAAUGUGAAAGCUAAGAUCCAAGAUAAGGAAGGUAUCCCACCAGACCAGCAAAGAUUGAUCUUUGCAGGGAAACAGCUAGAAGAUGGUAGAACCUUGUCUGACUAUAACAUCCAGAAAGAGUCCACUCUUCACUUGGUACUUCGAUUGAGAGGAGGUAUGCAGAUCUUCGUCAAGACACUAACUGGAAAGACUAUCACUUUGGAAGUAGAACCAUCUGAUACCAUUGAGAAUGUGAAAGCCAAGAUCCAAGAUAAGGAAGGUAUCCCACCAGAUCAGCAAAGAUUGAUCUUUGCAGGUAAACAAUUGGAAGAUGGAAGAACCUUAUCUGAUUAUAACAUCCAGAAAGAGUCCACUCUUCAUUUGGUACUUAGAUUGAGAGGAGGUAUGCAGAUCUUCGUCAAGACACUAACUGGAAAGACAAUCACUUUGGAAGUAGAACCAUCUGAUACCAUUGAGAAUGUGAAAGCCAAGAUCCAAGAUAAGGAAGGUAUCCCACCAGAUCAGCAAAGAUUGAUCUUUGCAGGAAAACAGCUAGAAGAUGGUAGAACUUUGUCUGAUUAUAACAUCCAGAAAGAGUCCACUCUUCACUUGGUACUAAGAUUGAGAGGAGGUAUGCAGAUUUUUGUCAAGACAUUGACUGGUAAAACUAUCACAUUAGAAGUUGAACCAUCUGAUACUAUUGAGAAUGUGAAAGCUAAGAUCCAAGAUAAGGAAGGUAUCCCACCAGACCAGCAAAGAUUGAUAUUUGCAGGAAAACAGCUUGAAGAUGGUAGAACCUUGUCUGACUAUAACAUCCAGAAAGAGUCCACUCUUCACUUGGUGCUUAGAUUGAGAGGAGGUAUGCAGAUUUUCGUCAAGACACUAACUGGAAAGACCAUCACCUUAGAAGUAGAACCUUCAGAUACCAUCGAGAAUGUGAAAGCUAAAAUUCAAGAUAAGGAAGGUAUCCCACCAGACCAGCAAAGAUUGAUCUUUGCAGGAAAACAGCUAGAAGAUGGUAGAACUUUGUCUGAUUAUAACAUCCAGAAAGAGUCUACUCUUCACUUGGUACUUAGAUUGAGAGGAGGUAUGCAGAUUUUCGUCAAGACAUUGACUGGUAAAACCAUCACAUUAGAAGUUGAACCAUCUGACACUAUUGAGAAUGUAAAAGCAAAGAUCCAAGACAAAGAAGGUAUCCCCCCAGAUCAACAACGUUUAAUAUUUGCUGGUAAACAAUUAGAAGAUGGAAGAACCUUGUCAGAUUAUAACAUCCAAAAGGAAUCUACUCUCCACUUGGUACUAAGGUUGAGAGGAGGCAAUUAAAAUACAAAACUUUUUUGUUUAUUUCUGACAGUGGUUUUUAAAAGGCUGAUUUUUUAUUUACACAUUGCUUAAAUAUUAUUAAACCAAAGGAAUAAAUAAAAUCUUUGUAGUA
Molecule: messenger RNA, 4733 nt
Organism: Diabrotica virgifera virgifera (western corn rootworm)
Lineage: Eukaryota; Metazoa; Arthropoda; Insecta; Coleoptera; Chrysomelidae
Product: polyubiquitin-C
Exons: 2
Coding region: 284-4621 (1445 amino acids)
Biological process (GO): modification-dependent protein catabolic process; protein ubiquitination
Cellular component (GO): cytoplasm; nucleus
Molecular function (GO): protein tag activity; ubiquitin protein ligase binding
Source: RefSeq, a predicted model, not a curated record